AUGUCAGAGCAUACUAUUGAAAUGAAUGUUCUAAAAGUUCAAGUUGAAGGCUAUCCUGCACUUGCAGCUCUCCAGGGCACUUACCCCCAGCUAGGCAUAUACCGGCGGUUUGCGACACUUAAUGCACGAAACCUUCUAUACCUACAAGCCGAGCUUGUCAAUCUGGAACGCGACCUCGAGGAAUACACGGAGAAAGACUGCAGAUCUGAAGAUGCUAGGAGGAGGCUUUGCAACAAGAAUUGGCAUUAUUUAAGCAAGAAAGAACAAGGCUUAGCAGGCUCGCAGUGGCACACGAUGUUGAGAAUCAAGGAGAAACUGAAGGAGUAUAGUAAGGAUGGUUCCGAAAUCCCCAGAGAAGUUUAAUUGCUUACUUGCUCGAAUACAGAUGACUGUCUCUUGCAGCAGCGUCAACUUACAUCCUUCCAUGAGCCUGAAGCGGGAAACCUUGAGUUUUUGAACGAAUGGCUUCGCGACCCCAGACACGGAAAAAGUGCACUUGAAGGCCUAGAUAGACAAGUCUGGAAAGAUGGUCGGGAUCUACUUGUGGCCAAGCCUGAUGGCCUGGCGGACGAUUCUUUAACACGGAUACUGCGCAAAUACCUAACCUUUCCAUUCCAUAUAUUAUGGAGCCGAUAUCGCAGCCCGGUUGAUGUGGAAAACGGGAUAUACAAAUACGAUGAGGAGGCCGUGAUUAGACUGGCUAAUGUGAUAGGGAUGGCUGUAUCGGCAUUAUUGCCAGUAUUGGCCGUUGUGGUGUUAUAUUUUGUUCACGACAUGCUAAAGCGACUCGCUAUGGUGGCCAUGUUUACAGUUAUAUUCUCACUCGCACUGAUGGCGACGACAAAGGCCAGAAGGAUUGAGAUCUUUGCUGCGACUGCUGCGUUAGUAAUACGCUUUCUCUGUCGAAUCACAGCUAACAUCUUGAGUUUAUAGGUUUGCAAGUGUACAAGUGGUUUUUAUCGGUAGUUCUUCUACCUAA
Hymenoscyphus albidus is the source of this 979-nucleotide messenger RNA. The record is from the annotation of a GenBank genome assembly. NCBI's taxonomy places the organism in Eukaryota, Fungi, Ascomycota, Leotiomycetes, Helotiales, Helotiaceae.